AAACAUACACACAUAAAACUUCAACACUCUCACUUUCAGUCACUUACUCACUCGCCACCAUGAACUCCAUCGCCUUCAAAUCCUUCGUCGGACUCCGCCAAUCCUCGCCGGAAACCCCACAUUUCGCCGCCCAGCCAAAGCCCCUCACUUUCCACCGCAAGUUCAAGGUCAUCGCCGGAAAAUCCAGCCCCAAGCUCCAGGGCCGAAACCUUCGCGUCGCGGUGGUAGGAGGAGGUCCGGCCGGAGGAUCCGCGGCGGAGACGCUGGCGAUGGGCGGCAUCGAGACGUUCCUGAUCGAACGGAAGAUGGACAACUGCAAGCCAUGCGGUGGAGCGAUUCCGUUGUGCAUGGUGGGAGAGUUUGACCUGCCAUUGGACAUCAUUGACCGACGCGUGACGAAGAUGAAGAUGAUAUCGCCGUCGAACGUGGCGGUGGACAUUGGGAGGACCCUUAAGCCUCAUGAGUAUAUAGGGAUGGUUCGGCGUGAGGUGCUGGACUCUUACCUCAGGGACCGUGCAAAGGAAAACGGUGCGAAUAUCAUAAAUGGGUUGUUCUUGAAAAUGGAUAUGCCUAAGGAUAUGAAUUCCCCUUACGUGUUGCAUUACUCUUGCUAUGAUGGGAAAACCGGUGGGGUUGGGGAGAAGCGCACGUUGGAAGUUGAUGCUGUCAUUGGUGCUGAUGGGGCUAAUUCUAGAGUAGCCAAGUCUAUUGAUGCUGGUGAAUACGACUAUGCCAUUGCUUUUCAGGAGAGAAUAAAAAUUCCGGAUGAUAAAAUGGUGUAUUACGAGAACCUUGCGGAGAUGUACGUGGGAGAUGAUGUUUCUCCGGAUUUCUAUGGAUGGGUGUUUCCAAAGUGUGAUCAUGUGGCUGUUGGCACUGGCACUGUGACACACAAAGGGGACAUCAAGAAGUUCCAACUAGCAACAAGGAAAAGAGCUGAGGACAAGAUUUUGGGGGGCAAAAUCAUCCGAGUGGAGGCUCACCCUAUUCCGGAACAUCCUCGACCACGAAGGUUGUCGGGGAGAGUAGCCUUGGUGGGUGAUGCUGCUGGCUAUGUGACCAAAUGCUCUGGAGAGGGUAUCUAUUUUGCAGCCAAGAGUGGGAGGAUGUGUGCAGAGGCAAUUGUUGAAGGGUCAGAGAAUGGGAAGAGGAUGGUGGAAGAAGGGGACUUGAGGAAGUACUUGGAGAAGUGGGACAAGACUUAUUGGCCCACUUACAAGGUCUUGGAUGUGCUUCAGAAGGUAUUUUAUAGGUCCAACCCUGCGAGGGAAGCGUUUGUGGAGAUGUGUGCUGAUGAGUAUGUGCAGAAGAUGACCUUUGAUAGCUAUUUGUACAAGACAGUGGUACCUGGCAAUCCUCUUGAGGAUCUCAAGUUGGCUAUUAACACCAUUGGUAGCUUAGUGAGGGCCAAUGCCAUAAGGAAGGAGAUGAACAAACUUAAUGUAUGACCAUAUUAUCUGUCUGACUCAUAUUUUAUCAUUCAUUUUUGCAUUGUGUAUUUCCUAGUAGACAUGAUCUCCUUAUAAUUAAGUGAUAAUUAUAUCUGUGUAAGCAAACGGCUCAGAUUCAUGCAAUCCCAUAGUGGCCAUUAGGCUUGACCUUCACAACGAUUGAAGCAAAGCUGGGGGUGUAAAUGACUCGUGUAGUGGCUUAAUUUAUUCCAAAUUGAAUGUAUACGUGUUAAGUGUAUUGCUAUGUUUCAACUGACAAACCAAAUAUUGUGAUGGUAAUAGGAGCAUUGCGUAUAUAGAUAGACCAGCAAAAGUGGAAAAUAAGGAACUGAGAAAGAUGUGUCUCAACAAAUGAUUCUGCUUUUAAUUUUUACCCGGUUGUGAUUAUCGAGCAAAUGUGAUGGAGUUUGAUAGCCCCCAUUUUAUCAUAAAUAAAAGGAUUGAAAGAAACUGAAUUGAUAUUAUGGUUAAUGGCAUCCAUUCCAAUGAUGUAAUGAGAUUUACAAUUGCACUCAAAGCCUGCUUUUCCGAAUUUUAUAUAUUUCAGCCCUUACCUCUUGGUUGUGUUCAAGGGCCAAAGUUUUUACUUGGUACACUAGUGCUUAAGAUUUCAUUAAUUUAGUAUCAUUGACCAUGCAAUGUGUUUUUUUUAAUAUUAUUAUUGACAAACCAAAUGGACAAGGAGGAAGAUGAAAUU
This is a messenger RNA of Abrus precatorius (Indian licorice), 2148 nucleotides long. RefSeq names its product geranylgeranyl diphosphate reductase, chloroplastic. NCBI's taxonomy places the organism in Eukaryota, Viridiplantae, Streptophyta, Magnoliopsida, Fabales, Fabaceae. The coding region runs from base 60 to 1448 and encodes 462 amino acids. Gene Ontology annotation, molecular function: oxidoreductase activity, acting on the CH-CH group of donors, NAD or NADP as acceptor; FAD binding. The transcript is spliced from 2 exons. Gene Ontology annotation, cellular component: chloroplast thylakoid membrane. Gene Ontology annotation, biological process: chlorophyll biosynthetic process; photosynthesis. The record is from RefSeq and is a predicted model, not a curated record.